Molecule: messenger RNA, 1332 nt
Organism: Fonsecaea multimorphosa CBS 102226
Lineage: Eukaryota; Fungi; Ascomycota; Eurotiomycetes; Chaetothyriales; Herpotrichiellaceae
Exons: 3
Coding region: 1-1332 (443 amino acids)
Biological process (GO): secondary metabolite biosynthetic process
Molecular function (GO): FAD binding
Source: RefSeq, a predicted model, not a curated record
AUGCCGGCUGCAAACGGAGACCACUCGUCCACCGGGGCUUUUGACGCCUCCCAGUUCCGCGUGGCCAUCGUUGGGGGCGGCAUUGGUGGACUAACAACGGCGCUCAGCCUUGCGACUUACAGUCCUGAUUUGCCCGCAAGCAACAUCACAGUGUAUGAGCAAGCCCCGGAAUACAGCGAGAUUGGUGCCGGGGUUGGCAUAGGUGUCUCUGCCGGUCGAGUGCUACAGAAGCUUGGGGUGUGGCCGGCAGCGAAUGCCAUCUCGGGCUAUCGAAACAACGUUCACCGGAGCAAUCGCCGUUGGGACACGGACGAGCUGAUUGUGGACGCCUUGGCCUUUGACAAUGGUGGCGCCGAGGAGGUAAGGCAGCUCUGGGUGCAUCGAGCCGAGUUUCUGGAGGUCUUGUAUGGCGAGAUACAGAGGAAGAACUGUGCAACGCUGAAGACGAACAAGAGACUCGUCGGACUUGAGGAUAAUGGCUCUACAGUGACGCUUCGCUUUGCUGAUGGAACAGAGGAGUCGGCGAAUCUGGUCAUUGGCUGCGACGGCAUUCACAGCGCCGUCCGCUCCCACUUUGCGGUGGACAAGCCUGUUUACUCAGGCCGAAUAGCCUUCAGGGGCAUAAUCCCUCUAUCUGCCGUUUCUGACGACUGGCCGUACUCGUCCUGGACGCUCUCGUGGCUAGCACCAAACAAGCAUUUCCUGGCGUUCCCUAUGUCACAAAACCAGCUCAUGAAUGUCGUCGCGUUCGUUUCAAAGCCCGAGAGCGAACUGGGCGGCCUCAAGGAGAGCUGGCGAAGUGAAGCGCCGCGGGAAGCCAUCGAGAAAGAAUACGCCGGGUGGAAUCCGACGGUGCAGAGGAUCAUCCAAGCCAUGCCGCCUAUCAUCAGCGAGUGGAAAAUCAAUGACAGGGAGAUCUUGUCUCAGUGGUGCUACCUGGAUGGCAAGGUCGUUCUCAGCGGCGAUGCGGCGCACGCAAUGUUACCCAUGCAAGGCAAGUUGAUUUCCUUUUUCUACUUAUAUACCCCUGCUUCCCAUGGCAACGUGCUCGGCUUUGCCGUGCGGGACUACCUGAAGAACCCCUCCGCUGGACUCGCGACGUAUAUGAACCUGUACCAGGCGGCACGGGUACCACGGGCGCAAAAGGCUCAGAUCACAUCACGGCAGGCGGCUGAGGUGUACGACAUGCACGGGCCAGACUUUGAGGGGAAGACGUUCGAAGAGUGCCUGCCAGUAGUGCGGGACAAGGUCAAGGAUCGCAUGGCGUGGGUGUGGAAGGGGAAUUUGGAAGCAGACUGGGCGGCUGCAAAGGAAAGCAUUGGGCUUGCAUAG